CCUACCAAACCAAAUACUUAUAUAACCACCAUUUGUUUGUGUCAACUAAAAACAAAAAUUCGCAUCUUUUUUUCUCCUCUCUCUCUCUCUCUAAAACAUCUCUUUCCAAAGAGCCCAUCUUAACCUACCAAAAAAAAAAAUUGCACCUACAAUUCAUUUCUUUACAUUUUGAAACCACAACCACCAGAACCAGUUGUCUUCAAUAACAGCAAAUAUAUAUAUUAUAUUCAGCUGGAUUUUGUUAUUCCUUGGUGCUCAGGCUUGAGAGGAGCAGAAGGGAAGGGGCGUGAAAUGAAAUGAAAGAGGGCCUACUGGGAAUCGAGUAAUACGUUUGUAUACCGCUACAUCCUUAUCCUCUUCCACACACCCCCCCCCCCGGGCGCCAUACCCCCUCCUUUUAUCCCCUCUCUCUCCCUAAAUCUAUUCCUUCAUCUUCUAUCCUCCCUUAUCCCUUCUUUUUAUUUUUUAUCUUCCAUUUAAUUAGCUCUUCUUCUUCUCUUCCUUGCAACCCCUUUGCAAGUUGCUAUCUUUUUGUAUCUUUAGGGUUGGUUUUCUCUUUUCUUUUUUCCUUUUUUUUUUUUUUUGAAACCCUCGACUCAUCGCUGUGCUCAAAGGUUGUACGAUUGAAUCGGGGGUUGUAUGGCUUUGGUAGCGGCUUUGCUUGAGAUUUUACAAAGACCAACUUUUGGGGAAGUAAUAUUAGAGCUGGGGAUGUUUAUGGCGCCCAUCUGGAUUGCUGUUCUUGUUGGGGUGUUGGUGGGAUGGGCAUGGAAGCCCAAGUGGGCUAAAAUUGGGCCCGAUUCCUUUGAUUCUUCACCUCCAACACAUGUUGCUGCUUCCUCUAGCUCGAUGCUCCUUCAAAACUUGUCUUCUGGGUUUGCUUCAAUUUCAACUCUCAAAUUGCAAGUUCCCAGCUGCAUUUCUUGGAUCAAGGAAACUCAGCCCCCGCCCUCCAUUUCAUGUUCUAGUUCCAGUUCAUUGGAGCUGGAAGGCGAAAAAUCAGUAGUAACAGAUGCAGACCUUCUUUACUUAGACGGAUUGGUUGAAGAGAAAGAUGGAGGGCAUGCUUGGAUUCAGAUGAUGGACCGUUCUACCCCAAAUAUGUCCUAUCAAGCUUGGCGUAGAGACCCUGAGACUGGACCACCGCAAUAUCGCAGCAGAACUGUGUAUGAGGAUGCCACUCCUGAAAUGUUGAGGGAUUUCUUCUGGGAUGAUGAAUUUCGAUUGAAGUGGGAUGACAUGCUUAUAAGUGCUGAAACAUUGGAAGAGUGUCCUACCACUGGAACCAUGACGGUUCAGUGGGUACGUAAGUUUCCCUUCUUUUGCAGUGAUAGAGAAUACAUUAUAGGCCGUCGGAUUUGGGAGUCAGGGCGGACUUACUAUUGCGUCACAAAGGGUGUACCAAGCUCCUCUGUUCCCCGUCGCAGCAAACCAAGACGUGUUGAUCUUUACUAUUCUAGUUGGUGCAUUCGCGCAGCCGAAUCCAAGAGAGAUGGUCGGAUGACUGCCUGUGAAGUGUUACUCUUUCAUUAUGAAGACAUGGGUAUACCUUGGGAAAUUGCAAAACUCGGGGUUAGGCAAGGUAUGUGGGGAGCUGUGAGGAAGAUCGACCCUGGUUUGCGUGCAUACCAGAAACAUAGAGCGUCUGAAGACCCAAUUUCACAAUCUGCACUCAUGGCGCAAGUCAACACCAAAGUUGAUAUUGAGAACCUCAGAUCAUUGGGGAGCAGCUCCGAUCUGUCUGAGAUUGAGCCUGAGGAUUCGCCUGAGAAGCCUGCUGGAAGGAGCAUACCGAGGUUCCUAGUUGUUGGCGGGGCAAUCGCCCUUGCUUGUAGUCUUGAUCGUGGACUCCUCACAAAAGCUGUUAUAUUUGGAGUUGCUAGAAGGUUUGGAGGGAUUGGCAAAAGGUUGUGAAACUGCUCUGGUGUCGAGGCAUUUUAUGUAACAUCAUUUGACCCGUAAGAGAACAUACUUUGGCAGCAAGGCAGCUACCGUGAAGAGUUAGGCAGCUAGAUCCUCCUCCACUGCCGAAGCUGUGAGAGUUAUAUAUUCUGUUGUCUUCUGUCGAGCUGCAAGGCAGCCACUGUUCAGGAGAAUCCAGAUAUACUAUACAUGUAUUUUUUGAAAAUUCUGGUAUCACUGAAUAUCUCAUGCUUCAAAUAAAAAGCAAAGCUGAUUCUUUUAUGAA
This is a messenger RNA of Lycium barbarum (goji berry), 2188 nucleotides long. RefSeq lists its product as uncharacterized. The transcript has 6 exons. The record is from RefSeq and is a predicted model, not a curated record. NCBI's taxonomy places the organism in Eukaryota, Viridiplantae, Streptophyta, Magnoliopsida, Solanales, Solanaceae. The coding region runs from base 640 to 1914 and encodes 424 amino acids. Gene Ontology annotation, molecular function: lipid binding.